Molecule: messenger RNA, 3675 nt
Organism: Colletotrichum graminicola M1.001
Lineage: Eukaryota; Fungi; Ascomycota; Sordariomycetes; Glomerellales; Glomerellaceae
Product: chitin synthase
Exons: 2
Coding region: 1-3675 (1224 amino acids)
Cellular component (GO): cell septum; cell periphery
Molecular function (GO): chitin synthase activity
Source: RefSeq, a predicted model, not a curated record
AUGUCUCUCCCCGAACGGCCAGGGGCGAGCUCUCUUCCAGAGAAUAGAAACCCGCACAGAAACUCGACGUCGCGACGCACCCGUCCUGGCGAUGUUGACGCCGACGGUUACUAUUCCGUAGGAGGGCGACCUCAACACCGACGUGGGCACUCUGCCAACUCUUUCCCAGAGACGAUCCCCUCGCCUAAUAUCAACGCAGAGAACCAACCUCUAUCCCCGAACUACGCUUCGCCCGUUGCAGGACCCGCCGCCGUCGACGAACCCUUCCAGAGAAAGCGAAGCUUGAUCCGACCAGAGCGACACAGAAUCGACAAGGACCAUCCUAACUACUAUUACCGUCAACAUGCCGCCAACAUGAACGUUCUGCCCUCGGCUACCGGAAACGACCCGAUAGUCGAGGACAUGGAAGGCACCACAGACGUGUCUGGGCGCUCGCAGACGAACGACAACUACUCGGACGUCUCGCCGCCGCGGGCAAGUAACAGCAGGGAGAACAGCCGAGAAGAAAAGAAAGUCCCGACUCGAACCAAGUCGAAGCGUGUGAGCCGCCACAAGUCCGGCAAGCUCAGUAAGAAUGGUAAGCGGAAGCAGCAGGUCGAACAGAUUCGUCCGCCGAGCUUCUGGAACGUCUACUGUGCAAUCAUCACGUUCUGGAUGCCAAACUUCCUGCUGAAAUGCUGCGGCAUGGCGUCCAAGGCCCAACAACGAGCCUGGAGGGAGAAGAUGGGCCUGAUCAGCAUCAUCCUGCUCAUCAUGGGGUUUGUCGGUUUCAUCACGUUCGGCUUCACUCAAACGGUGUGCGGAGCUCCUCCGCUCCGUCUCCGGGUCAACGAUGUGUCUGAUGGAUACAUGAUUUUCCACGGAACCGCUUACGACCUGUCUGGCUCCCGCCACCCGCCAGCUGAUGGUGUUCCUAUGAUCAACAGGACUCAUGGCGCCAACGUCUUGUACGAUUUGCCCGAGAAGUACGGCGGAACGGACGGCAGCUUCCUGUUCCAAAACGUCAACGGCCGAUGCAAGAACCUCAUUACGCUCGCCGAAAAUUCGGAUGUUCCGACUGACAGUGAUGGUAAUCUGGCAUGGUACUUCCCUUGCAACGUCUUCAACCAAGACGGCUCCUCGAAGCCCAACCUAACGAUUCCCUACUACCUCGGAUGGGCCUGCCACACCACGCGCAAGAGUCGUGAUACCUUCUAUCUAGACUUGCACGGUGCUGCCGACGUCUACUUUUCUUGGAACGACAUUAAGAACAGCUCCCGCAACCUCAUUGUGUACUCGGGCACUGUUCUGGAUCUUGACUUGCUCAACUGGUUUAACGCUACCCAGGUAAAGGUGCCCGCUCGCUUCAAUGAGCUCAAGGACAGGAACUCGGCCGUCAACCGGGCUAUUCGUGGACGCGACGUCACCAGAGCCUUCCAGGGUUCGUCAGACAAGCAGAUCGCCGAGUGUUUCGAGGAGAUCAUCAAGGUCGGAUCCGUCGACACUGACACUGUCGGCUGCAUCGCUUCCCAGGUCGUCCUCUAUUGCUCCCUCGUCCUUAUUCUGGCCGUGGUGUUGACGAGGUUCUUCCUUGCCGUUUUCUUCCAGUGGUUCAUCAGCCGAACUUACGCUGCCUCCAAGACGUCUCAGACUGGAGACAAGCGUAAGCGCAAUCGUCAAAUCGAGGACUGGUCUGAGGACAUUUACCGAGCACCCCCAAGACUGCCUGGUGAUAUCGGAAGCAGCGUCAACGGAUCCUCCGACCGCACCAGCAAGCGUCAGAGCUCCUUCCUGCCUACGACUUCUCGUUUCUCUACUGUUUACGGAGCGAACGCGGCGCCGCUGGUCGGUGGGAAGCGGAUGCCUACCACCAUGGCCAGUUCGGGUGCCGGCAGCAACAUGCUGCAUUCCAACAACAUGUACCGACAGGGCAACGACAGCCGGUCCAACUUCAUUCAAUCAGAUCCCUACACAAGCAACGUCAGUCCGACCGAGGGACCGGGACCGGCUGGGUUCAUUCACGAGGCCGUCGUUCCUCAACCGCCGGCCGACUGGAUGCCGUUUGGAUUCCCGCUUGCCCAUACGAUGUGCCUCGUCACCGCUUACUCUGAAGGAGCGCUAGGUAUCCGUACUACGCUCGACUCCAUCGCCAUGACAGAUUACCCCAACAGCCACAAGGUCGUCGUCAUUAUCUGCGACGGCAUCAUCAAGGGCAAGGGAGAAGACAUGUCCACCCCGGAUUACUGCUUGGCGAUGAUGAAAGACCACACCAUCCCCCCCGAGGAGGUCGAGCCGUUCUCCUACGUAGCAGUCGCCAGCGGUUCCAAACGACACAACAUGGCCAAGGUCUACUCUGGUUUCUACGACUACGGCGCCAAGUCUGCCAUUCCGCUCGAGAAGCAGCAAAGGGUUCCUGUUCUACUCGUAGUCAAGUGCGGUACGCCGGAUGAGGCAACCAAGUCGAAGCCCGGCAACCGUGGUAAGCGUGACAGUCAGAUCAUCCUCAUGUCUUUCCUCCAGAAGGUCAUGUUCGAUGAGCGCAUGACGGAGCUCGAGUACGAGAUGUUCAACGGUCUCUGGAAGGUCACCGGUAUAUCUCCCGAUUUCUACGAAAUCGUGCUCAUGGUCGAUGCCGAUACCAAGGUCUUUCCUGACAGUCUGACGCACAUGGUUUCGGCCAUGGUCAAGGACCCCGAAAUCAUGGGUCUCUGCGGUGAGACCAAGAUCGCGAAUAAGCGCGACAGCUGGGUUACUGCCAUCCAAGUCUUUGAGUACUUCAUCUCCCACCACCUGGCCAAGUCCUUCGAGUCGGUCUUCGGUGGUGUCACCUGUUUGCCGGGUUGCUUCUGCAUGUACCGCAUCAAGGCGCCCAAGGGAGCUCAGGACUACUGGGUUCCUAUCUUGGCCAACCCGGAUAUCGUCGAGCACUACUCUGAGAACGUCGUGGACACCUUGCACAAGAAAAAUCUGCUGUUGCUUGGUGAGGACCGAUACCUGACAACCCUUAUGCUUCGUACUUUCCCCAAGCGUAAGCAGAUCUUUGUGCCACAAGCUGUCUGCAAAACCACGGUGCCCGACACCUUUGCCGUUUUGCUUUCGCAGCGUCGUCGCUGGAUAAACUCGACUAUCCACAAUCUGAUGGAACUGGUCCUCGUCCGAGAUCUCUGCGGUACUUUCUGCUUCAGCAUGCAGUUCGUGGUGUUCGUUGAGCUGAUGGGAACUCUUGUCCUGCCUGCCGCCAUUGCCUUCACCUUCUACGUCGUCAUCAUCUCCAUCGUCCACUCGCCUCCGCAGAUCAUUCCCCUGGUUCUUCUAGGUCUCAUUCUCGGACUCCCUGCCGUGCUCAUCGUCUUGACUGCCCACUCCUGGACUUACGUGUUGUGGAUGCUGAUCUAUCUGGCAUCACUGCCCAUUUGGAAUUUUGUCCUUCCCACGUACGCGUUCUGGAAAUUUGACGACUUUUCGUGGGGUGAUACCAGAAAGACAGCAGGCGAGAAGACGAAGAAGGCCGGUCUCGAGUACGAGGGCGAGUUUGACAGCAGUAAGAUCACCAUGAAGAGAUGGGCCGAGUUUGAGCGUGAACGCCGGACGCGAACCAACUACUGGGGCUCCAAGGAGAACAUUGUCGGCGGGGGCAACACCUGGUCGGUGCCCCCCAGUCAUCAGUACAACGACGAGUACUUCUCUGAUGCAUGA